Lotus japonicus is the source of this 1300-nucleotide messenger RNA. RefSeq names its product glucan endo-1,3-beta-glucosidase-like. The record is from RefSeq and is a predicted model, not a curated record. Gene Ontology annotation, cellular component: plasma membrane. The transcript has 3 exons. Bases 75 to 1103 code for a protein of 342 amino acids. NCBI's taxonomy places the organism in Eukaryota, Viridiplantae, Streptophyta, Magnoliopsida, Fabales, Fabaceae. Gene Ontology annotation, biological process: carbohydrate metabolic process. Gene Ontology annotation, molecular function: hydrolase activity, hydrolyzing O-glycosyl compounds.
CAAAAGAUAUAUCACUCUUAACAACAGUUGAGUUAUUGAGUUAGCUUAUAUUUUCAUAUAUAUAAUCCACAUAUAUGGAUCAUACAUUCUUAUCAUCAAGAGGCAACACAGCCAUGACUGCCAUAUUGCUGCUUUUUGGGAUAUUAAUUUCUACCACAGUAGAAUUUACAGGUGCACAAUCCGUGGGUGUGUGCUAUGGAACACUUGGAAACAAUCUCCCAUCUAAGCAAGCAGUGGUGGAUUUAUACAAAUCAAAAGGAAUUGGGAAAAUGCGUCUAUAUGGAGAAGAUGAAGGAGCACUUCAAGCUCUAAGAGGUUCAAACAUAGAGGUCAUCCUUGGUGUCACAAAUGACAAGCUUCAGUCUCUAACCAAUGCUGGAGCUGCCAAUGAUUGGGUCAACAAGUAUGUCAAAGCCUACUCUGAUGUCAAGAUCAAGUACAUUGCUGUCGGUAACGAAAUUUCCCCCGGUGAUGCUGCUGCCGGGUCAGUUCUCCCAGCAAUGAGAAACAUCCAGAAUGCAAUCUCUUCAGCCAAUUUACAAGGCCAGAUCAAGGUCUCUUUAUCCAUAACAGCCUCCCUGAUAGCCAACACUUACCCACCAAAAGACGGUGUUUUCAGCGACCAGGCAAGAUCAUACAUAACACCCAUAGUCGCUUUUCUCAAAAGCAAUGGAGCACCCCUUCUAGUCAAUAUCUACACAUACUUCGCCCAUGUGGCUGAUCCACAACACAAUACUCUCAACUACGUUUUGUUCACCCAACAAAACAAAAACGAUGCUGGGUAUCAGAAUCUCUUUGAUGCAAUAUUGGAUGCUCACUAUGCAGCUCUUGAGAAAGCCGGGGCACCUGAUGUGAAGGUUGUGGUGUCUGAGAGUGGGUGGCCAUCUGCAGGUGGAACUGCAGCCACUGUACAAAAUGCAGAAAGUUAUUUAAAGAAUUUGAUCCAACAUGUUAAGGGCGGAACUCCGAAGAGGCCUAAUGGACCCAUUGAGACUUACCUGUUUGCCAUGUUUGAUGAAAACCAGAAAAAUGGUCCACAAACUGAGCAACACUAUGGUCUCUUCAGGCCUGAUAAAUCACCUAAGUACAACAUUUUCAAUUGAAUUGAAAUAGUGGUUACGGAUUGACCAUGGUUAAUAAACUGAAUUGGUGUUACUUAGAAUAAGGGUACCUAGUUCCCAUGGUUUUAGUUAUGUACCAAGGUCCAAGAAUAAUGUAUCAUGCACUUGAUGCUUCUGAUAAAUGCUUUUGUAUGGCUUUAUAUCAAUUAUUACUAUAAUGCAAGUUAAACAUUUUUUUA